Hippocampus comes (tiger tail seahorse) is the source of this 3760-nucleotide messenger RNA. Its product is annotated as arylsulfatase I-like. Lineage: Eukaryota; Metazoa; Chordata; Actinopteri; Syngnathiformes; Syngnathidae. The transcript has 11 exons. The coding region runs from base 1018 to 3078 and encodes 686 amino acids. Gene Ontology annotation, molecular function: sulfuric ester hydrolase activity. The record is from RefSeq and is a predicted model, not a curated record.
GACUCCAUUGUCCAGCUAUGCUCUAUGUUAUUCUUCCAAUACAUGUUAUCUAAUCACCCAAUUAAUUGCGUGUUUAUGGUACAAGUAAUAUAUAUGCACUCUCUUCAACAUUGGAAUUAAUUUUGUGCAUUUGACAGGUAUUUGCUCAAGCCUGUUACUCUUCAAAGUGCUCUGGAAAUACGUUUGCUUUGGUUAAGGCUGAAUGUGCUUCGUUAUUACAUGCAUCAUGCAUUAUUCAUCACCUUGCCAGAUGGCCUGUUUCUUGUUACCAUACGUAUUCAGCAUUUGUUCAUAUUAAAACCAAGAAGCACAUAAUGUUCAAACAUUCAAUACAGGUAUUUCUCUGUUAGUUUCCACGAAAGAGUCAAGGAAAGUGGCGUGAAAAGAUCUUUUUGAGCUUCAUUUUAAGAUCAAGUUUCCGACUCUGAAAAAAUAGAUACCGGCAGCUGCGGCGGAUAUAGCCCGGUUUUACUUUUCAAAAUAAUCGUUACACGUUUGCUGUGAUUUGUCAGUAUUACUGUAAAUGUAACAUCAAAUAAAGCUUGAGGUUAUUCUUUGUGUGGCCGUAAACAAAAUCAAAAAAACCGCUUUGCGUGGCCGUCUAAUUUGUGCUAGUUGCUGUCUAGCCGUUAAGCAUCGGGAGCUACUAACAUUUUUUUAGCGGGUCGUAAUCAACCAAAAAGUCCACCUAUGGAUAUUUUAAUGAUUAUUUCUGUCGGUAUCAGUAACAAUACACUUGGAAUUUGCGCUGAGACGUUGCUAUUUUGCCGCUUUGGAAUCCUCUGCAAAACUUUUAUUUCGGCGGAUCGAUGUGGAAUUUCUGUUAAACGAUUUCUUGUGACUUGACGAUUGUGGAUUUUUUUUUCUUCUCUUUUUCUUCCAGUGGGAGUGUGAAGUUUUUUGGGAAGGAGGAAAAGUUCGCUUGGAAACUUGAGGACAUGCGGCGGCGUCCUCGGCGAACUUCGAACAGCAAGAACGAGAAUGAAGUGACUCACUUUGGGUCCACAUAGAGUAAAGAUGCGAGCCGCCGCCGCCACAUCGCUGCUCGUGGUGCUCUCUGUUGUCCACCUGCACCUCGGCUGCUGUGGUUAUCGGGACGAGCGUCGCAUUGACGGGAAAGACGAUGUAGAGAACGACACCGCGGCGGCGAAGGGUGCCAGGAAGCAGCCGCACAUCAUCUUCAUCCUCAUCGACGAUCAGGGCUUCAACGACAUCGGCUACCACAACCCCAGCAUCAAGACACCCACGUUGGACAAGUUGGCGGCGGAGGGCGUUAAACUGGAGAACUACUACGUCCAGCCCAUCUGCACGCCUUCACGCAGCCAGCUACUCACCGGCAGGUACCAGAUCCACACGGGUCUCCAGCACUCUAUCAUUAGGCCAAGCCAGCCCAGUUGCCUACCCCCCCACUUGGACACGCUCCCGCAAAGGCUGCGACAGGCCGGCUACGCCACGCACAUGGUGGGGAAGUGGCAUCUCGGAUUCUACACGAAGGCGUGCCUGCCCACCAGAAAAGGAUUCGACUCCUUCUUUGGAUCCCUCACAGGAAGCGUGGACUACUACAGUUACGGGUCGUGCGACGGCCCAGGCUUGUGCGGUUACGACCUCCACGACAACGAGAGCGUGGCCUGGGGUCACGAGGGCAAAUACUCCACCACACUCUUCACGCAGCGAGCUCGCAAGAUCCUCCAGAGUCAUGAUCCCACACGCCAACCAAUCUUCCUGCUCCUUUCCCUGCAGGCUGUGCACACGCCGCUGCAGCCGCCCAAGUCGUACAUCUACCCGUACCGCGGCAUGGCCGAUGUGGCGCGACGCAAGUUCGCCGCCAUGGUGUCAACGGUGGACGAGGCGGUGCGCAACGUCACCUACGCGCUGCGCAAGUCAGGCUUGUACCGCGACAGCGUCAUCGUCUACUCCACCGACAACGGUGCGCAGCCCUUCACGGGCGGGAGCAACUGGCCGCUUCGGGGGCGAAAGGGUACGUACUGGGAGGGAGGUAUCCGCGGCGUGGCGUUUGUGCACAGCCCGUUGCUUCGGCGGCGGAGGCGUGUGUCAAACGCUCUCGUUCACAUCACCGACUGGUUCCCGACCUUGCUAGGGCUCGCUGGAGGAAACGUCAGCCAGAGCCAAGGUCUGGACGGCUUUGACGUCUGGGGCGCCAUCAGUGAAGGCAAAGUGUCUCCUCGCCAGGAGAUCCUGCACAACAUUGACCCUCUGCACAAGGCCCCCACGCCCGCCCGCGGUGGGGAUGUGCCACGCGGAGCCAAAGGAUUCAAGAAGCCCAAGAAGAAGAAGCAAAAGAAAAAGAAGAAACUCCUGAAGCAAAGGCCCAAGCAAAAGUCUGCAUUCAAGUCAUCAAAGUCCAGAGCCACAAAGUUGUACUCCAAGCUCAAAGGCCGCCCGGACCGGUCCAUUGCUCGCUCGUCCAAGUCCAGAAGGACGACAUAUCCAGAGCACAACCUGUCAUGGCCCGAGCGCAAGCUCCAGUCACGCGUCAAGGCCAAACGCUCUCCUCAGCCUGCAGAUGGCAGCAACGAGCUCUUGGAGUUGCCCAUGUGGGACACCUCGGUCCAGGCGGCCAUCAGGGUCGGAGACUGGAAACUGCUUACCGGAGACCCCGGACAUGGAGAGUGGGUCCCGCCGCAGGUCCUGCCGACACUGGCGGGCCGCUGGUGGAACUUGGAGCGAGCGCUGCCAUCACUCCGGAGCCAAAACGGCAGUGAGGGGGUCAAAAACAUUUGGCUCUUCAACAUUAGCGCCGACCCAUAUGAGCGCUGCGACCUUUCCCGCCAGCGCCCGGAGGUGGUGCGCCACCUACUGGCACGCCUCGCCCACUACAACCGCACCGCCGUGCCUGUCCACUUCCCGCCCGAUGACCCGCGCGCCCACCCUGACCGACACGGUGGCGCCUGGGUGCCGUGGAUUGAUCAAAUCCAGGAACGAGACCUAGAUCAAGACCAGGACCGAGCUAAGACGUAUCAACAGAAGGUCCAGCAGAAGAACAAAAAAUGCAGACUGUGCAAGCUCAAGGCGUUCUUCCACAAACUCAACACCAGGAUCAUGUCCAGUCGCAUUUGAUCCAUAUUACAACAGCAAUUACAAUAAGACAACAUGUAGGGAAAAUACAGUGACUAAAUUCGGACCAAUCCCCCCCCCCCCUGAAAAAUAGUAACAGUAUUGUCAAUGUACUUUUUCUUGAAAACAUUUUUACUAAAUUGUUUCUCAAACAUAAAGCAUAAAAAAAUUCCAUUAAGUUCAAAUAUAAAAGAAUUUGUCUCUGAAAAUAUACAUUUUUAAUCAAGAAGUACUGUUUUUUUCUUCUCCCUCAUAAAUCACUUGUACAAUUUUUUUGCUCAUAAUACUAUUGGUUCUCAACGACUUUUUCCACAUGUAUUUUGCUACUUUGUUCAUCAAACGCAGGCUGAGUGUUGAGUAGUUAACAUUUAAAUCAGGCUGCACACUUUUUGGAUGAAUCCUAAAUGUUCCUAUUUUAAGUCGAACAGAUGACUGGUCUUUUUUAGAUUUGUGACACACCUUCUGAAAUGUGGAUUGUUUACCACACUAUAUUCUUUCUAUUGUGUUGUGAGCGACAAACAUUUGUUUCAUUGUCAUUCGCAAACAUUGUGCUUUUUAAAGAAAUAUCUUCAUCCACAAGUAUUUAUUGUCCUGACAAGUACUGUUUUCAGUACUUUUUACAAUACUGUUGCCAUCGGGUGAUGUCGGUGUAAAAUGUCUAUUAAACAUGCCUGCCCCCACCCAA